Molecule: messenger RNA, 3213 nt
Organism: Physeter macrocephalus (sperm whale)
Lineage: Eukaryota; Metazoa; Chordata; Mammalia; Artiodactyla; Physeteridae
Gene: VSIG10L2
Product: V-set and immunoglobulin domain containing 10 like 2
Source: RefSeq, a predicted model, not a curated record
AUGGAGCCAGGAUCCGAACGCCGAUCUGAUUCCAAGAUCUGCUCUCGUUCCACCCCCUACUUCUGUACAGUGGUUUUUAUGCUUUUUGCAGACCUCUCCUACUUCACCACGCAGCCAGCUCUUACAGCAGCUCAGAGGAGCGGCUGGUGGGCAUUACGACCACAUUGUUCAUCCAUCAGGAAACGGAGGCCCGGAGAAACGGGGUGUCCUGCCCACAGCGGCCCAGGAAGGGCACCGAGAGUGGUCGAGCGGAUGGAAGGAGGGCUCGCUACCAGGCAGAGCUGGCGCAGACACGAGGCCCCGAGGGGGCUCUACUUCUCCCGCCUCCGCCUCCCUCUCUUCCCCCCUCCAUCUAGGGCCCCAUUCAUUUCCUCUCCGGUCUCCAAGGAGCAGUGUACAAAGCGACUAAGCCGCGACCCCUGCCGGACCCUCUGUCCCUCCUGCCCCCCCACCGCCCCCCCACCCCCCAUCAGCUGUGAACACAGCGGGAGCCGUGUGGACUGCCGAGCCUCUGGCCCAUUUCCUCUCCAGCCCUCAGCUCGUCUCCCGCUGGGGCCCCCAGGGGGAGCCUACGGCCUGGGGGUUCAGAAUCAGGCCUGCAGGUUGGCUCAGAGAAGCAGAGAUGUGAGUGCAAGACUGGAAGGGGCCGGGAAUGAGAAUCCCCUGGCCCCGGGUUUAACAAGGGUCACAGUCUGGCGCGACGCUGCCCAUAGUGCUGUGGAGGUUCCUGGAAAGGAGCCCAAGAGCCAGGCAGGAACCUCGAAGGGGGCAGCCACCCAGCGAGAUGGGGCCAUGGUGGGUCAGAGGGUCCUGAGCAGACAACUUAGCCUCCUGCAGCUGGCACCUCUCUGCCUUCUGCAUCCAGGGACCUCAGCCAGCCCACCCUACAGACCGGUAACAGAGAUUCUGGGCGAGGACGGGGAGCAGGGGACCCCAGAACUGCCCAGACAGGCUGCGUUGCCUCUGUCUCCAGGGCAGCCCCAGGUGACCCCAGGAGUACCAGAGGAGGCCCCCUCCAUCCAAGGAGUGCAGGGAGGCUCCGGGGAGCUGGCCUGUGGCUCCCAGCCUGCCCCCCUGGUGGUCUUCUGGAGCUUCGCCUCCCUGGGCCCACUGAUUCCACAGCUUGUGGCCGUCACCAACAGAGCAGAGCCUAAGGUGGAGGCCGGGGCGUUGGCUCUGGGGGCCGUGAGUCUGCAGAACAGCAGCCUGGUUCUAGGGGAGGGGAAGGGGGCCCACGGCCACUUCCUGUGCCAGGCCUGACACGAGGCUGGAGGCCAGCUCCACACCACCUACUCCUCCCUCGUUCUGGCCAUGCUGAUGCCCGUAUCAAAGCCUCAGGUGCAGCUGAGUGACCUGUCCCCAGUGGAGGGGACCUCUGUGGUGGCCACAUGGGAGGUCACAGAGCCCGUGACCUUUGCCUGGUAGCAUCAGGCACGAGGCCCUGGAGAGGCCCUGGUAGGGCUCACAAAACAUCUGAUCCAGCUGGACCCAGUCAAUCGGACACACCUGGGCUGGUACGUGUGCAUUGCCCACAACGCCGUCAACUGGCUGAGCAGUGAUGGAGACUUCCUGGAUAUCAUCUAUGGUCCAGACAAUCCUGUGAGCCCCGUGGAGCCGCUGGGCUUCAGUGAGGAGGGGUUUGGGGCCAGUGAAAUGGAAGAGGUGACCCUGAGCUGCCUGGCUGCAGCCAGCGCCCCCAGCCGCUAUGUGUGGCUCCGUGACCACACUCAGGGCCAUGCUGGACCCACCUACAUCGUCGUCAGUGCCGGCUGUGUCCACACAGGCCUCUACACCUGCUUGGCCCGCGGCAGCUGCCCGGACACCCGCGCACAGAGCAGCGGCCAGCACACCAUCUACUAUGCCCCUGAGGGGCAGCCCUCCUGUACUGUACUCCCCACCCUUGGGGCACUGACUCUGGUCUGCGCCUGGCCUGCGGGGCUUCCGGCUGCCCAGCUGCAGUGGGAUGGCCCUGCUGCCCUCAGCAAUGUCGCCUGGAGUCACGCAGCCACCCAGCUCCCCAGCAGCAGUCUCUUCACCUGCACCAGCCUCGGCUCUCCCUGGUCUCCACCCACACUGUGCCCUGUCCUCCUCAGGGAGCCCCCCCGGGGCCCCACCUGCUGGACCAUGGCCACAAUCAGAGACCAGUUCAUCAUGCUGAGCUGUGAGUGGCCUGGAGGUGAGCCCCCUGCUGUGCCGAGCUGGUCUGAUGGACGGCAGCCGACCCCGGGCACCAGCGGCUGCUCCUCGCUGGCCGUCCACCUCCUCCAGGACGAGGACGACCUGGCUGGCAGGGAGUUCACGUGCCUGGACACUCACCCACUCAGGGUCCCCGACGCCCUCUGCCGGCUCCAGCUAGCCCCACAGCUGGCAGUGGCUGAGCCCUGGGUGUCAGUGCUGGAGUGGGGAGACGCCUGGCUGGGAUGUGCCCUCCUGGGGGGCACGCCACCUGCCCAGCCCCUCUGGCUGGGACCCCAGCAACGGCCCGUGGAGCCAGGCACUUCGGGGUUCAUGCUGCACCCUGAGGGUGCCCAGCUGCGCCUGAGCUUCCGGGAUGCCCACCCAGCAUGCCACAGUGGCACCUACCAGUGCAAGGCCCGAACGGCCUUGGGUAACAGCAGUCAGAGCAUCCUGCUAUAGGUGCUGAGCUAUCCAGCUACGCCCAACGUCACCACCGUCAGCCGCCUGACCUACGGGAGACGCCAGAGCGAGGUGCAGCUGCCAUGGGCCGUCCGAGGCCCGGGGGCACGCAGAGCAUCUCUUCCUGGGGCUUGGGAGACCGCAGCUGGUGAUAUCGAGCUGGAGAGCAGGGGCCGGCAGCGGGGGGGCUUGGACCCGGGGGUCCUCUAUGCCUUCCACGUCCUGGCUCUGAAUCACCGCACAGCUGGACACCCCUCUGAGGUGAGGACACCAGCGGACCCCCCCCCCUUCAGCGCCUAUCCUGCAGUGCUGGAUGCGGCAGGCACAGGAAUGGUAGUGGCAACGGUGACCUCUCUGCUGGUGUUCCAGUAUGCUGCCCGGCACCUGGACACCUUCCCCGGCCUUGGGCGGUUGCUUGUUCCCAGGGAGCAAAGUCACCAAUAUCGGGGUUCAAGAGGUGGCCCCGAGGCAAUGACAGGCACUGAACCACCACCCACCACCCCAGGUUUGCAUCCUGCACAAGAAUUCACGGAGGUUCCAGUAAAUGUCACCAUCACAGUGACUGCCACACCAUGA